Closterium sp. Naga37s-1 is the source of this 735-nucleotide messenger RNA. Lineage: Eukaryota; Viridiplantae; Streptophyta; Zygnematophyceae; Desmidiales; Closteriaceae. The record is from the annotation of a GenBank genome assembly.
AUGACAGAGUUCGCACAUAACCCCACUCGCAUCCCACCAUGUUCCCUCGCAUCCCACCAUGUUCCCUCGCAUCCCACCAUGUUCCCUCGCAUCCCACCAUGUUCCCUCGCAUCCCACCAUGUUCCCUCGCAUCCCACCAUGUUCCCUCGCAUCCCACCAUGUUCCCUCGCAUCCCACCAUGUUCCCUCGCAUCCCACCAAGUUCCCUCGCAUCCCACCAUGUUCCCUCGCAUCCCACCAUGUUCCCUCGCAUCCCACCAUGUUCCCUCGCAUCCCACCAUGUUCCCUCACAUCCCACCAUGUUCCCUCACAUCCCACCAUGUUCCCUCACAUCCCACCAUGUUCCCUCACAUCCCACCAUGUUCCCUCGCAUCCCACCAUGUUCCCUCGCAUCCCACCAUGUUCCCUCGCAUCCCACCAUGUUCCCUCGCAUCCCACCAUGUUCCCUCGCAUCCCACCAUGUUCCCUCACAUCCCACCAUGUUCCCUCACAUCCCACCAUCCCACCAUGUUCCCUCACAUCCCACCAUGUUCCCUCGCAUCCCACCAUGUUCCCCCACAUCCCACCAUGUUCCCUCACAUCCCACCAUGUUCCCUCACAUCCCACCAUGUUCCCUCACAUGCCCCAACAACCCCCCUCGCAUGCCCCAACAAACCCCCUCGCAUGCCCCAACAACCCCCCUCGCAUGCCCCAACAACCCCCCUCACAUGCAUGGCAAGAGCGUUGUACACGUUGA